Messenger RNA from Punctularia strigosozonata HHB-11173 SS5, 1261 nucleotides. RefSeq names its product WD40 repeat-like protein. Gene Ontology annotation, cellular component: eukaryotic translation initiation factor 3 complex, eIF3m; cytoplasm. Gene Ontology annotation, molecular function: protein binding; translation initiation factor activity; RNA binding. Lineage: Eukaryota; Fungi; Basidiomycota; Agaricomycetes; Corticiales; Punctulariaceae. Gene Ontology annotation, biological process: cytoplasmic translational initiation. Bases 47 to 1051 code for a protein of 334 amino acids. The record is from RefSeq and is a predicted model, not a curated record. The transcript has 8 exons.
CGAGUCUCCGCACACCGUGUCAUCCAGGACCUCCACGUAGCACACCAUGAGACCUAUAUUACUGCAAGGGCACGAACGGUCGCUGACCCAGAUCAAGUUCAACGCAGAAGGCGACCUUCUUUUCUCCUGCUCAAAAGACCAUGUUAUCAACGUCUGGUUUACGCACAACGGCGAGCGGUUAGGGACGUACGAUGGGCAUAACGGCACAGUAUGGACUGUGGAUGUCGAUUCUUCCUCAAGAUUCUUGGUAUCAGGCUCUGCCGACAACGAGAUGCGACUGUGGGAGGUCUCGACGGGCAAGUGUCUCUACAAGUGGGAGUUCCCGACUGCGGUGAAGAGGGUGGCGUUCAACGAGGAUGACGAUCAGGUCGUCUGCAUCACGGAACAACGGAUGGGCUACCAGGGUGCCAUCCGUGUGUUCAACAUUAACAGGACCGGGGACGGGACAAAACAGAGCAAAGAGCCCGUACACAUGUUCAACCCCAUCGGCUCGAAGGCGACUGUUUGCGCCUUCAGUUACGUUCCAGGAAUCAUCGUUACUGGGCAUGAGUCAGGAAAAGUCGCGUUGUUCGACAUGAAGACUGGCGAUGAGAUCAACAGCAACGAGCGUGCGCACGGAGAUGUCGUGACGGACUUGCAGAUGAGCCCCGAUCGGACGUAUUUCAUUACCAGCAGCAAGGACAAGUCAGCGAGGAUACACGAGACAAAGUCCUUGACAGUGUUGAAGACAUACACCACAGAGACCCCGCUGAACAGUGCUUCCAUCACGCCAAAAAAGCCCUAUGUCAUCCUUGGUGGUGGUCAGGAGGCGAUGAACGUCACGACCACCUCCGCGCGCCAGGGUAAGUUUGAGGCCCGGUUUUGGCAUAAGGUAUUCGAGGAAGAGGUUGGCCGAGUGAAGGGCCACUUCGGACCGCUGAACACUAUCGCCGUACACCCUCGUGGCGAGAUGUUCGCGUCUGGUGGGGAAGACGGCUUCGUUCGCGUCCACCACUUCGACGAGAGCUACUUCAGGGCAAAGCCGUACGGAGACAUUGAGAUCUCAGAGUAGGCGUGGAAGAGGUUGCCUGUUGCUAUCCUCGAGACAGGAUGGAAAUUUCCAUACUUCGAUGUCCGCAUUCUUUGGGAGGCGCCCCUCACAUUGUAUUUCUGUGUGAUGUAUGUGUGAGAGUAGUUGCUCGGUAUUGUUCACAGUCGUACUACCAUACACACAUCCCGUAUCCCGAGUGCUUGACUGCAAAAGCUGUUCAACUGUACAUCC